Messenger RNA from Trichophyton benhamiae CBS 112371, 1071 nucleotides. RefSeq lists its product as uncharacterized. The transcript is spliced from 2 exons. Gene Ontology annotation, biological process: proteolysis. Gene Ontology annotation, molecular function: metalloendopeptidase activity. NCBI's taxonomy places the organism in Eukaryota, Fungi, Ascomycota, Eurotiomycetes, Onygenales, Arthrodermataceae. The record is from RefSeq and is a predicted model, not a curated record. The coding region runs from base 1 to 1071 and encodes 356 amino acids.
AUGCAAUUCACUGCUCUUCUCGCCGCUCUCGGCGCCCCUCUGGCACUGGCUGCCUCUAUCCCAGCUGCUGCUCACAACCACUCCAUGAUUGAUGUCCAGCUGGCUGCUACUGGUAACUCUAUGAUCAAGGCCACUAUUACCAACACUGGUGACCGUACCUUGAACUUGUUGAAGUUCAACACCAUCAUGGAUGAGCACCCAACCCGCAAGGUUAUGGUCUACCAAGAUGGUGCUGAGGUCCAGUUCACUGGAAUGCUUCCCCGCUACAAGAUGUCUGACCUCACCCCUGAGUACUUCGUCAACCUUGGCCCCAAAGCCAGUGUUGAGCACUCCUUUGAUCUUGCUGCCACUCACGACCUGAGCCGUGGCGGAAAGAUCGUUGUCAAGGCACAUGGAAUGGUCCCUACCGCUGAGGAGAACGCAACCACCAUUACCGGUCACACUCUCUAUGAGUCCAACGAGCUCACCAUGGAUGUUGAUGGAAAGCAGGCCGCUGCUGUUGAACAGGCUAUGGGCGGUGACGACUCCACCGGUGUUAUUGACAAGCGCUCCAACAUUGUCACCUCCAGCUGCCGCGGAAGCCAGCUUCGUGUCCUCCAAACUGCUCUCUCCAACGCUUCCCGCCUCUCCAGAGCUGCCGCUUCCGCUGCUCAGAGAAACCCCAGCAAGAUGCGCGAGUACUUCAAGACCGCUGACAGCCGCACCGUCCAGAAGGUUGCCAGCCGUUUCUUGUCCGUCGCCCGCGAGUCCAGCUCUGGUUCUACUGGCCGUACCACCUACUACUGCAAUGAUAACAGAGGCGGUUGCCACCCUGGUGUCCUUGCCUACACCCUCCCAUCCAAGAACCAGGUCUUCAACUGCCCCAGCUACUACCAGCUCCCUGCCCUUAACAACCGCUGCCACGGUCAGGACCAGGCCACCACCACUCUCCACGAGCUCACCCACAACCCUGCUGUUGUCACUCCUUUCUGCGAGGAUCUCGGCUAUGGUUACCAGCGUGUCUCUGCUCUCCCAGCCUCCAAGGCCAUCCAGAACGCUGAUACCUACUCCCUUUUCGCCAACGGUAUGUAA